Molecule: messenger RNA, 1993 nt
Organism: Cydia amplana
Lineage: Eukaryota; Metazoa; Arthropoda; Insecta; Lepidoptera; Tortricidae
Gene: Ns3
Product: large subunit GTPase 1 homolog
Exons: 11
Coding region: 43-1884 (613 amino acids)
Biological process (GO): ribosomal subunit export from nucleus
Cellular component (GO): cytosol
Molecular function (GO): GTPase activity; GTP binding
Source: RefSeq, a predicted model, not a curated record
UUAAAUAAUUUAAUAAAACACUGGUUCAAACACAUGUGAAAAAUGGGGAAGAAGAAUAAGGAUUCGUUAGGUCGCGCUCUCAUCAAAGACAGAUUUUCCAAGAAUCGACACAAAAAACAUGUUGAAGACACAAUGCUUCACACAACAGAGAUCAAUGAUGGCUACGACUGGGGUCGGCUGAACCUGCAGUCGGUAACAGCCGAGUCUUCACUGCAAGAGUUCUUGUCUACUGCAGAGCUGGCGCAAAGGGAGUUCACAGCUGAGAAGAUGAACCUGAAAUAUGUGAAGUCUGUGCCGAGUGAGGUGGAGGCAGCCACUUCCCAGCCUAACUUUGAUGAGCCACUCACAGUGCCUAGAAGGCCAGCUUGGAGUCCAGGCAUAACUGCGGAGGAGCAGAUCAACCGGGAAAGAGAAUCUUUCCUGGACUGGCGUCACCACCUCAAUGACUUACAGGCGAAGCUAGGAGCCGCGCUGACACCAUAUGAACGUAACAUAGAGCUAUGGAAGCAACUCUGGCGGACGCUCGAGAAAGCAGACGUUGUGCUCAUACUACUAGACGCCAGAAACCCGCUGCUGUUCAGGUGUGCCGACUUGGAGAAGUACGCAAGUGAGCAGAAAUGCAAAUGUAUCUUACUUCUGAACAAGGCCGAUUUGACCACAGAGUAUGAAAGGAAAGCGUGGGCAGAGUAUUUCGGCAAAGAGAAUGUUCCUAUAAUAUUUUUCUCCGCCGCGAAAGAAACAAACAAAGACAGAAGAAUCUCCGAAGAGAGCGAAACAGAAAAACCAAACUCGGACUCCGACACAGAGUCAGCCGAUUCAGACGAUGAAAAAGAAGCCUUAAGAUCCACGGAAGAAGAUAUAGAAUUGUUCAAAAAGCAGAUCCAAGAUCUCGAUAGCGCCGUUUCUAGUACUGCUGAUAGAUUGAGCAAGAUACAAGAUAGUUUAGACAUGGUUCUAGAGAGUCUGCGAUUAGGGACGCCGAUAGAACCUUUGCAAAGUGAGGAUACUACAGAUACUGAAAAGAGGGUGGAGAAUUCAUAUGAGAUUUUUGAUAGAAAUCGGCUGUUGGAGGUAUUGAAACAGCAGGAAUUGGGGUAUUUGAAGGACCCGCCUAGGGUUACUGUUGGUAUGAUAGGUUAUCCGAAUGUGGGGAAAUCUAGUACUGUCAAUGUGCUGAUGCAGACUAAGAAGGUGAGCGUGAGCUCAAUGCCCGGCCACACGCGGCACAUCCAGAGCUUGGUGCUGGACGGAGACCUGCAAGUGCUGGACUGUCCCGGCCUGGUGCUGCCUGCAUACGCCGUGGCUCCAGACUUGUUGCUGACGGCUGUCCUGCCUAUAGACCAGAUGCGGGCUCACGACGCGGCGAUGGCGCGGCUCUGCCAACUUGUUGGCAAACAUGUGUUCGAGCAGAAAUACGGGCUUUUGCUGCCACAAGACGAUGGCGACCUCAACUACAAGCAGAUACUUACUGCACAUGCAUUUAACCGCGGCUUUAUGACCGCGGCGGGUCAACCAGACCAAUCGCGUUCAGCGCGUCUGCUACUAAAAGACGCUGCUGCGGGUCGGCUCCGUUGGGCCUGCCUCCCGCCCGGCACCGCACCGGCUCCUGUAGAGGAACUACUCAAGGAUACCAAGAGGAAACCUACACCGAGGGAAACCAGGGCGGUUGAGGGUUGGGUGAGCAAAUCCGCCGAGAUCGACAAGGCGUUUUUCGCGAUGAACAAAACUGCGGCUCACAUCAAAGGAAAACCGAUUAUGGGCAUCGUCGGAGCGAAGUCAGCCGAGCAGAUGAUCAGCAAACCUUGGAAGUUAGAGAAGAAACACGCCAAUAAGAACAAGAGAGAGAAACUUAGGCGUGUCUAUGCGCAUCUUGACGAACAUUAGAGGGAGAAAGAGCACCAUCCAAAAUAUUAACUGAACUUGAACCUUAUUGCAACGAUAUAAGGUCCACCGAAGCUAAGGUACUUUUAGUUGACAACCAAAACUCACUGGU